AAUAAAAGUUGAAGUGCCUAAAUCUACAUUCUCAUCAAAAGAUAUUUAUCUGUCUUUUUAGUUACAGAAGACAAAUAUAUCCACUAUUGUAAAUGGUAUAUGCGGAUAUCUUCCGUUAUACUUUUAAAACAUUGGUGCCAUGCCAUUCAAAAACUAGAAUAUACAUACCGUUUAUACUAACGGACAUAUACGUGUCAUAAUCUUAUCCACUAACAACAACUUAUUAAAUAUCAUAUCGACCGAUAAGAUUGCGCCACAUGUCCCUAUUUAGUCUUCCGUUAGAGUGAAGGAAGUACGUGCUCUAGCUUUCUGACGGCAGGGACAACAAUAUCUCAAAAGUAUGAUGGGGAUAUUUACAUACAAUUUGCGAUAAUCCAAGGGUAUAUUUGUCCUUUUCCCAUCUAUGUAUAAUGCCCUUUUUUUUCCCAAGUAACCAUAGAUACCUUCAAAUUAAACAACAUUUUUCCUAAACAAACUAGUCAUUAUACCUUGAUUAUCUACUAUAGUCUUCCUUUUUAUCCUCCACCAUUUGCCCAUCCCAAAGCUAAAAGCUUUUUCUUCUCCCUCACUCUUUUGUCCACUUCUACAAGAACCCAAGAAAAGCUUUACCUUUUCCAAGCUAAUACUAAAUUAAACUAACCAACUUUUCUCAUUGAAAGUUACCCACCUCAAAUCCAUCAUCACUACACACUACACCUCCCCACAUCUCCAUUUUCAUCAACCAAGUAAAGGGUAUUUCUCUGUUUCUUGAACUAUAGCUUCAAAACCCUUUGUUCAGUUCUUUCAGACAAAAUAUCAAACAGUUAGAGUGCAACAACAAAACCCACCUCAAAUUCAUCACCACUACCUCCUACAGUCUUGUUGGAGGAAAGAAAAACUGGGUCUUUACCUGUUUCUGGAACUGUAGCUUCAAUCUCUUUUUUUGAGUUCUUUCAGGCAAAAUAUCAAACACAUAGAGUGCAACAAUGAGCUAACAUUUUGUGUCAAUUGGUGAUGAUACAGAAAGAGAUUACCUUGUUUUUACUCAAUGGGAAGACGACAAAUUAAUGGUGGUAUUGAUUUUUGGGGAAUCGUGCCACCGCCGAGUAUGGCUCCGGCAGAAACAAAUGGUGGUGGUGAACUAGAAGGAGAUCACUGGAGAAACUUUGACAACUCUGUAAAUGCUGUAUCGUUUGGUUUCGUUGCGACUGCUAUUCUUAUUUCUAUGUUUUUAGUAAUGGCGAUUUUCGAAAGAUUUCUCCGGCGAAGACCGUCGUCUUCCGGUGGUGAUCGGAAUAGUUCCGAUCAAAUGAGAGUUCAGAGGAAACUUGAUUAUCCUUCUCCUGAGAUGACUUUUUACGUGAAUGGAGUAUCAGUACUGAUGCCUGGGGAAGAAGUUCCUACCUUCAUCGCACAUCCUGUACCCGCGCCUUCUCCUAUGGAAUCUACAUCUCAACCCCUUCAUCACCAAAACGACGCGUCUCCUUCAAGAUCAGCCUCAACUUCUACUAGUCAUAGCUCCAGUUGACAACAAUACAGAUAUGACAUUGAAAUUUAUGGUUGUCACAAUCACAAAAAACUCUAUGUGUAAGUAGAUAUUUGUUAGGAAAAAUGUCCACUCAUACAUUAAAACUUGAGGGCUUUUUAACCUUGAGGAACUUGUUAUUGUAUUUACAUUAUAGUGUAAUAUGAUUUGAACACUGGCUUUCUUAUUCCAACCCCUUCUUUAUAUGGAA
Molecule: messenger RNA, 1715 nt
Organism: Solanum lycopersicum (tomato)
Lineage: Eukaryota; Viridiplantae; Streptophyta; Magnoliopsida; Solanales; Solanaceae
Source: RefSeq, a predicted model, not a curated record